Dreissena polymorpha is the source of this 2026-nucleotide messenger RNA. RefSeq lists its product as uncharacterized. The coding region runs from base 12 to 1160 and encodes 382 amino acids. The transcript has a single exon. The record is from RefSeq and is a predicted model, not a curated record. Lineage: Eukaryota; Metazoa; Mollusca; Bivalvia; Myida; Dreissenidae. Gene Ontology annotation, biological process: proteolysis. Gene Ontology annotation, molecular function: aspartic-type endopeptidase activity.
UAUGCAAGGGAAUGUCCAGGUACACCAGAUGGCUGCUCAGAAAACCUCAUUGUCGCAUCAGAUCACCAUUUAAAUGUGCAAGGACCGACUCUUGCGGCCAAAGAGUGGUCCAAUUAGAAAAUAAAUCUGAAGGCCAUACGAACACUGAAUCAUUAUCAGCAGAAUAUCAAAAUCCACCUAAAGCGCGAAUCACUGAUGAAUACCGAGAAGUACAUUUCGCCAAAGGGGUGUCCUAUGUAAAUCGGCGUAGCCAGGGGCUUUAUGUCGAGGGGUAUGUCGGGGACAUACCAGUUGCGUUUACUGUGGACACAGGGGCGACAAUAUCCGUGGUAUCCCAGAAUAUUUAUAACAAGAUGAGCAUGCAGGAGAAACCAGCCUUAAAUAGGUCUGUGAGUUUAAUGGGAGCCAAUGGGUUACCUAUAACGGAGUUAGGUACGGGCUGGUUUAAACUCAGGAUAGGACCAAUCACGUUGGAGCGUGAGGCGGUUGUGGCAGAUAUUAAGGAUGACGCGUUGAUUGGUUAUGAUGUACUAGGUGAUGAGUCAGUGGACAUUUUGUUUAGCCGGAACGUUAUGGUGUUGAAUGGCAUUGAGAUACCAGGCAUGAAGUGUGGAUCAGCCAAAAGAGUAAAUGUAAUAGAAAAGGCAGCUAAACCAUGUGGACAAAACACAGUUUCUGAUGAAGCUUGCAUUUUGAACAAGGACAGUAGUGAGCAGAGUGCUGGAUGCACUGCGAUCGAGUCGAGGGAUACACAGCGACGAGUGAAGAUGACGGAAGCUACAAAGAUGAGACACACAUCUGGGUUGUGUUGUAGCGGUCGACCCUUGAGGGGAACGAAAGCCUGUUCGCAUAUUGGGCGAGAUUACGAAUGCAAACAAAGUGUUACGGGCGAGACAAGCGGCAAUCAUAACGACGCGGUAAAGUCAUCGGUACGUGAUACAUUGGAAGUUGCGGCGAGGAGGGCGAAUGAGGCUAUAGAUGAUGUUGUUAUGACGGAACCACCAGACCAUCCACUACUGCUGUAUGAGAGAUCAGCGUCAGAGAACGUGGAACCUCUAGGGCAACCAGUAGGCGAUCCAGUGAAGAGGACCUUUCGUUUUAGAUGUUCUAGGGAACCUUACAGGGAGUUGCAACUACACAGUCGCACUGAACAGAUUUAAAUGUCAUGGUGUACAGAACAUAUUAAACAAUUAAAACAGUCUAUGGGAGCGCAUUGAUGACAAAUACUUGACUUCAAGUGAACAUCCCACUAUCAGUUAACUAAUAUUUUUGUUCACUUAAAUAUUGUGUGUAUUUAACAGAAUGGCAGUGCUAUUAAUGCAAGAAAAUUAUUAAAACAGUGCGCGUUGUUGAAUUUUGUAGUAUUAAAUUAAUUAGGAUGCCUUCUUUAAAUGUGUACGGUUAUCUUAUAACAUUAAUUCUACGGAAGCUCGAUAUGGACAGUUAUACAUGGAUAUUCUGGAACAUGACAUUUUAGUGGAAUUUUAUUUAAAUGUGUAUUGGCUACAGGAGUUUAGCCAAAAUUUGUGGGGGGUAAUGUAGUGAGCUGGUUUUAAGUACAAAAAUUGUUUACCUUUUAAAUACUUGUGUGUACAGUGACAUUCGGUUGGUCUGGUGUUUUUACAAACAUAAUAAGUAGAAUAUGCAUAUGAAUCUGAUAAUACACAGACCCACUAACAUAUAAAUCAAACCAUGUUUGUAAUUUACCAUUUUUGACCAAGAAUCCUGCCACUGUUCUUUCUUGUAAAGUUGACUUGAAAACGGUCCGCUCGUAAACACACUUUUACUUCAAUUAUCUAUGUUUAACACUGAAUGUUUAUAGCUUAAAAUAACUCUCCGUGAAAGUUGAGUACACAUAUUUUGCUAAUCCAUGCAUGUUAUACGAAUAUCUUCAUUAUUUGUAUUGUUAUUUGUAAUGUUCAGUAGAAAUCGGCAUGUGAUUUUUCCACUGUCCGCCAUCUUGGAAUGUCGACUUGUGGGUAAUUUUUGCAUAGCAACACACAGCGGUGUAAACAUAAAUCUCACC